Lycium ferocissimum is the source of this 2792-nucleotide messenger RNA. RefSeq lists its product as uncharacterized. The record is from RefSeq and is a predicted model, not a curated record. Lineage: Eukaryota; Viridiplantae; Streptophyta; Magnoliopsida; Solanales; Solanaceae. The transcript is spliced from 5 exons. Bases 504 to 2321 code for a protein of 605 amino acids.
UUCGGUUUCUAACCCGACUGACUUGGGCCCAAAAAAACCCCACCACUUUCCCUUCCCAAAAACGCUAAAUUUCAAUUUGGUCUCUGCCAAUUCAAUUUUGCGAUCCUCACUGUUUCUCCGGUGAACUUUACUGGUAGUUAAGAGGCUACACUAUUUUGCACCCAAGGUGUGGCGUAUCGGUUGAUGAGUUAUAAUAAAAUGCAGACUAGGAUUCAGAUUCGAGUAGAGGCCAUUGAUUUUCUCCCAUCUCUUUAACUUUAGUGGGCAAGUUACUCGUGACCUGUACUACUUGAUGAUGCGGUGCACCUAGUAGAAAUGUUGAGGUGUGCGGAAGUUGGACGGACACCAUUGUUAUUCCAUGAGAGAAAGAGAGUCCACAAUCCUGCAGGAUUCUACAGUUUUUUUUUUUUUUUGUCAAAAUCCUGCAAGAGUCAACUUAAAAGACCCGAUUAUGUGAAAUUAUAUGAAGGUCAUUUGCAGUGAAAUCACUAGCAGGAACGAGUAUGGCUUCCAAGAAAAACAAGAAAAAGAUCAAUAAUGCGGCUGCAUCUAGUUCUGUAAAUGUACCUCAAGACAAUAAAACCCCGAAGGAACUAAAGGCUAAAGGUAAACUUGCAAAAAAGUCCUCCAACUUAAACUCCGCACAAAGGAAAGAAGCUGAGGCCACUCCACAAUCUCUAUCCAGAGACAAGAAGAAGAUUGUAAAAGAUGGCAACCAAAGAAGUAAUUUUGAUAAAAAAGAUGCUUUGAAGGAAGCUGAGGCCCCUCCACAAUCUCAAUCCAGAAACAAGGAGAAGAAUGUUAAAGAUGGCAACCAAAGAAAUAAUUUUGAUAAAAAAGAUGCUAGGAAGACCCAAAACAUAAGCAGUGGAAACAAAGGAAAGGGAAGUACAAGUGAAAUGAGUGUAGAUGUGGAGAAGGACGGAAAAGCUGAAAAGGGUGUUGGUGGAGUGAUUUUCAUGUGCAAUGCAAAGACCAAAGACGAUUGUUUUAGAUAUCAUGUGAUGGGUGUCUCAGCUAUGAAGAAAGACAUUAUUAUGGGGAUCAAACCCGGUCUCAAGCUUUUUCUCUUUGAUUUUGAUCUUAAGCUCAUGUAUGGCAUUUACGAGGCAACAUCUGCUGGUGGAAUGAAACUUGAACCAGCGGCAUUUGGUGGGAACUUUCCAGCCCAGGUUCGCUUCAAGAUAGACAAGGAUUGCAUUCCAUUGCCUGAGAAUUUGUUCAAAAGAGCAAUUAAAGACAAUUAUGAUGAAAGGACUCACAAGUUCAAGACCGAGUUGACAUUUAAGCAGGUACAGCAGUUGAACAAGCUGUUUAGGCCUGCACCACAGCUACAUCCAACUUCCAAACAUUCUGGGUCUGAGCCAGUUACUCGGCCCCCAUCAGCAGCACCUUUGCCUAGCAAGGAACCUUCCAGGGAGCAUGCAUAUGGAAUGCAAUACAGUAGAAGCAAAGCAGCUGAGAAUUUUUCAUCAUAUGGUCAUGAAAGGGAAAGGCAGCAGCAUGCAGGCCACCUUAUCAUGCCUAGAGAGGUUGACAGUGAACCUCGUUUCCUCACUGAGAAAGAAUAUAGAAGCUAUGGUCUUCAAUCAGCAAAGCAUCUGCAGCCCACUGCUUCUAUAGUAGUUGACCGCAGAUUGGAUCAUUAUGAAUCUGAACAAGGAAGGGAACAUCUCCGAAGAACUCCUACCAGUGUUGGUAGUGAUGCAGCUUUAGCACGAAAAGAGACUCUACACACUGAACCUUUAUAUCCAAGCGAAAGGGAGUAUCGAACUUAUGGCCUCAAGGCUCGCAGUGAAAUACCUGCUGUGGAAAGUAGUGCUACAGGAAUUUCAGCCACACCUACCAAUCAUGGUUUACUAAAUCAUGUUAAGGAUACAUAUGAUCCUUAUGAUGAGAGUACUGCCUCAAUUGUAAACCGAUAUCUCUCUCUGCCUAGGACGGUGUUACCACCUGUAGAGUCGUACUCUUCAACAGGCAGAGAGUCUUUUGCAAGUGAUCCCUAUUCUGCAAUUGGCAUCAGAGGUCAUGCGGAAAGAUACCACACUGAAAAUGAAAGAGCAUAUCCACCAAUGGGAAGAUUCCACACUGAAAAUGAAAGAGCAUAUCCACCAACGGGAAGAUUCCACACUGAAGAUGAAAGACUAUAUCUACCAACGGGAAGAUUCCACACUGAAAAUGAAAGAGCGUAUCCACCGUAUGCUCCUCAAUUACCACCAGACUACAGCUUGAAAUAUCACCAUGUUAGGGAUGAGCCUAGAUACCCACCUUCAGUCUCAUCUCGCUAUUCCUUUGGGGAACCAUCUGCACCUCGUCGUUGAACCGCUGCCAUCUGCAUCCAUUUAUCUUCAAUGGCUCUAUUAAAGUUAUGCUUAUGAAACUGUAAGCUACAGGUCAAGUUCAUCAACAAGGAACUUGCAUUUCUCAGAUGUGCUGAUGGCAAAGACAAGGUGAUUUCUACAUAUCUCCUCUGACAGGUUCUGGAUUAAAAAGAUUAAACGACUGUAUUUCCCAUUUUCUUCCUGUACAAGGGGAGAAACAUAAUCCUGAAUCCUGACACCUUCCCUUUGGUGUUGUUUCUUGAAUUUGUUGUUUGUGACAUAAAGGAGAAACUUGAUGCUGUUGAUUUAUUUCAUGCAAUCUGACGUUUAUUCAUGUGUAGUAGGGUCAUUAUGUUAAGAUGUAGCAUAGGGCAUAUGCUUGAGAUUCACAAUGUGCCAUCGCUAGGGAUUACACUCCAUAGCCAAAUUGGCCGCUGCAUGAGUUUAUAAUGACCUGUGACUUACUUUAAA